Messenger RNA from Formica exsecta, 1175 nucleotides. RefSeq lists its product as uncharacterized. The record is from RefSeq and is a predicted model, not a curated record. The transcript has 7 exons. Gene Ontology annotation, biological process: sensory perception of smell; detection of chemical stimulus involved in sensory perception of smell. Gene Ontology annotation, cellular component: plasma membrane. Gene Ontology annotation, molecular function: odorant binding; olfactory receptor activity. Bases 57 to 1175 code for a protein of 372 amino acids. NCBI's taxonomy places the organism in Eukaryota, Metazoa, Arthropoda, Insecta, Hymenoptera, Formicidae.
AUGUUUUGCCAGCUUGAGUUUCUGCCGUGAAUUAGCACGAAGCACUUCCGUGUGUUAUGGAGGCAAAAGUAACGCUGGAUAAAGUAAUUGCUUUCCUGAAGAUAUACUUGACUUUCGCUUGCUGUUGGCCAUUAUCACCGAACGCGACGAAGUUUCAGAGAUCUCGUCAUAGUGCCUUUCAAUAUUUCUGUUGCGUGAACUCAAUAAUAUAUAUUGUUACGGCAUUAAGGACACUCUUUAAGUAUAACGACUAUAUGGCUUUGAUAAAAAUAGGAUGCGAAUUUUGCUCCGUUUUACAAGUUCCAUUACAAUUGAUGCUUUUUGCGAUGCAGAACAAACGUUUGCAGUUUAUUGUUUUUGAAAUGGAAGAUUAUUACCAACGAGCUCAAGAAUAUGAAAAAGAAAUUUUUCAACAUUAUGUUGACAAAUUCAAACCAUUUUAUGGUAUCAUUAUUUGCUGGCUAGCAAUGACAGCCAUCAGUAUGAUGGCUACACCCUUGUUUGCAUCACAAAUAUUUCCGUUUACGGUGGAGUAUCCAUUUGAUGUGCAUUAUCAACCAAUGAAAACUAUUAUCUUAACACAUCAGAUAUUGACUGUUUAUCAAAGUAUGACACAAGUUGGCGCCAAUAGUUUUCCUGCUCUUCUACUUUGGUUUGUAGCUGCCAGGUUCCACAUUUUGUCCGUCCGGUUCCGUACGAUGACAAACAUGAAAGAGCUCAUAAAGUAUGUGCAAGAACACUACACAUUACUCAGAUAUGCAGAAGAAGUGGGGCUCGCAAUUCGUUAUAUAGCGCUAUUAUGCGUAACCUUUAGUAUUGGCGCUGUAAUAUUCGGUUAUCUUACUUUUAUGAGCAAUCAACCAUGGUCAGUGAAAUGGACGUUCCUCAUGAUAAGUUUUGGCGGCUUUAUAGAACUUUAUAUGUAUGCCUGGCCAGCUGAUUAUGUAAUGAGCAUGAGUAGCGAAAUUGCGCCAGCUGUCUACGAUUCAUUAUGGUACAACAACGAUUUGGCCAUGCAAAAGCUUUCAAUAAAUAUUAUACUAAGAAGUCAACAUCCGGUCACUAUUUCAGUUCCAUGCGCAUUACCAAGUUUAUCUAUGAAAUAUUACACGUCGUAUGUUUCGACGGUUUUUUCAUACAUGGCAGCUGUGCGUAUAAUGAUGGAUCAGGAGUAA